Molecule: messenger RNA, 1055 nt
Organism: Pristis pectinata (smalltooth sawfish)
Lineage: Eukaryota; Metazoa; Chordata; Chondrichthyes; Rhinopristiformes; Pristidae
Gene: gstt2
Product: glutathione S-transferase theta 2
Exons: 5
Coding region: 141-821 (226 amino acids)
Biological process (GO): glutathione metabolic process
Cellular component (GO): cytoplasm
Molecular function (GO): glutathione transferase activity
Source: RefSeq, a predicted model, not a curated record
UGUGGGGUCUGUGUGUGUAUCGCUUGGCUGCUGGAUACUCUGAGGCGCCGCCGACCUUUGAUACAUUUCAGCUGAACGUCUGUUACAAGUUAGUGGGUGGGAGCGGUGUGUAGCUGCUCGCUGCAAAGCCCCCGAGAACCAUGGCUUCUCGGCUCCCCCUGCGUGUCUACUACGACCUCCUAUCCCAACCCUCCAGGGCUGUGCUGAUGUUCCUGAAAUGUACCGGGAUCCCACACGUCGAAAGGCCGGUGGCUCUCCGGAGAGGUGAGCAGAAAAGUGAGGAGUUUACUAAACUGAAUCCAAUGCAGAAAGUGCCUGUGAUCGUCGACAAUGGAUUUGUUCUCACUGAGAGUGUGGCCAUCUUGAAGUACCUGGCAACAAAGUAUGACGUCCCUCAGUUCUGGUAUCCUCGAGACGUGUUUCUCCGGGCAAAGGUGGAUGAAUACCUGGCAUGGCAGCACCUCAAUGUGAGGCUUCAUGCAGCUAAAGUCUUCAUCCUGGAGGUUUUGAUUCCCAACAUGUCAGGCCAGCCAGUGGAUAAGGUCAAGUUGAACAAGGCUCUGACUGAAUUAAACUCAACUUUGGACGUUUUAGAAUCGAUGUUUCUGAAGAACCAGCCCUUCCUUUGUGGUGAGGAGAUUACGGUAGGAGAUCUGUCAGCCAUCUGUGAACUAAUGCAGCCGCUUGGAGCUAAUCGUGACAUACUUAAAGAUCGUCCGAAGUUGGUUGCCUGGCACAACAGAGUACGCUCAUUUGUAGGAAAACCAUUUGAUGAGGUGCAUUCCUUCCUUUAUCAACUGAGAAAUAAAGCCAGACUUUAAAGCUUAACCACCUUAAAAUUCAGCAAAUUUCACUGGGACUCUUGGUAUUAUUAAUUCAUUCUUCUAAACUAGGCCUUUUUAAGCAGUUAAAUUUGUGAAAUGUACUAGUAGCUUUAAUAGCAUUAAGCACCUAUUUUCAGAAAACUUUCUGGCAUACUGGUUUAACAUUAACAAGGUAGAAUCAACUCUAACAGAACAUAUGGUGAAGAGUGAACUCAGCUGUUACUAUUGGAA